Messenger RNA from Acaulospora morrowiae, 640 nucleotides. The record is from the annotation of a GenBank genome assembly. NCBI's taxonomy places the organism in Eukaryota, Fungi, Glomeromycota, Glomeromycetes, Diversisporales, Acaulosporaceae.
GUACGACCGGAUCAAACGAAGGAUGUCGAAAGAGGGUGGAACGGUCAAAUUGACAGCUGUUCAGCAUCUAACGGCCUCGGCUCAGGCAGGUAUAAUAACAGCUUUCGUGACAAAUCCAUUAUGGGUUGUCAAGACGCGAAUGUGCGCUACAAGUCAAAAUGAUCUCGGCGCAUAUAAAGGGUUAUUAGAUGGUCUCUACCGGAUAGCUAGAUACGAGGGAAUUCGCGGUUUGUACAGGGGAAUGAUUCCAGCAAUGUUUGGAGUGUCUCAUGGAGCCAUACAAUUUAUGGUUUAUGAGGAAAUGAAAAAGUGGGGAUACAAGAGAACUCCAGGAGAAAAUCGAGAUCGAUUGGAUAACUUUGAAUACCUCUUAAUGGCAGCUUCUUCCAAAAUAGUUGCGACCGUGGCAACUUAUCCAUAUCAGCUUGUACGCGCGCGGUUGCAAAAUCAAAAAUUAGAACAAGAAUAUCUCGGAGUGAUUGGUACUAUUAAAAAAACCUAUAGGUUCGAAGGAGUUCUAGGAUUUUACAAAGGUCUAGCUCCCAAUGUUAUAAGGGUUCUUCCCGGUACAUGCAUAACGUUUUUAGUUUACGAGAACAUGUGUGCAUUUUUCAGGGAUCAUGCGAGAUAUAACGAUUGA